ACCUUCUCUGUAGUUCCGGCUGCAGCUACUAGGAAGUGGCUGUCCGAGUCCUCCCCUCCUGCUCUCUGCGUUGAGCCGACUCAGGGCUGAGUCUGUGCAGCUGCUUGUGGCUAGACGCAGCCGUGUGGACUCCUGGAGCAGCUCUGACAUCUCUCAUGAUCUGCAGCAUCUCCUGCCAUUCUGCAGAAGCAGCUGAUUGAAUUCAAUUAGAUGAGACUUCAUCGGCAUGCCAAGCUAUACAGGCUCCAGGAGAUAGAAAACGAGAUGCCCUCGCUGCUGAAAUGGUCUUCUCUGCCAGUGGCAGGCAUGGUCUCGGAGUUAAAGUUCCCAGUUCCUUGGGGCCACAUUGCAGCCAAGGCCUGGGGAUCCCCGCAAGGCCGUCCUGUGCUCUGCUUGCAUGGCUGGCUGGACAAUGCCAACACCUUCAACAGACUCAUCCCAUUGCUCCCUAAAGAUUACUAUUACAUGGCAAUGGAUUUUGGGGGCCACGGCCUGUCAUCCCACCGGCCCGCGGGCUUUCCUUACCACUUCCUGGACUACGUGAGUGAGAUCCGCAGGGUGACAGCAGCCUUGAAGUGGAGUCGAUUUACUCUAAUGGGCCACAGUUUGGGUGGGAGUGUCGCAGGAAUGUUCUCCUGCAUUUUCCCUGAGAUGGUAGAUAAGCUGAUCCUGGUGGAAUCUUAUGGCUUCUUCCCAGCUCCUCAGGGUCAGGACAAAGGCCCGGGAUUAGGUAGGCAAAGGAAGCUGAACUCCCCUCUUCCCUCUAGAGAUGGGCCAUCCAAGUCAGAGAAAGGUGACGCAUGGCUGAACUCUAAGAGGAAGGUGAUUGAACGUCUCCUGAGUCUGGAGGAGAACAAGCACCAGCCCCCUAAAAUACGCAGCCCCCAAGAAGCGCUGCAGAGGCUAUUACAAGCCAACAGCCACCUGACAGAGGAGAGUGGGAGGAUCUUACUACAGCGAGGAGCGACUGAGGUGCCGGGAGGCCUGGUGUAUAACAGAGACAUGAGAGCCCUUACGCACAAUCAAGACUCCCUGACUCUGGAGCAGUGUGUGAGCUUCUUGAACAAAAUCCAGGCCAGUGUCCUAAUGAUCAUGUGAGUGAUGCACAAGCAUAGCCAAUACCUACCGUCCGCCCCUUUCCAUGUGCCCAUGCCCAGGGUGGGUGGUGCACUGGAGGGCAGGUGUGAAUAAAAACCCUUUCCAUGUGUGGAAGGUAGAGUUAAGGAUUUAAUACUGAUAGGAAUUAAAUAAGCUUGGUGUAUAACUGCUCCGUGACACACAGCCAAACACAAACAAAGCUAGACCCCUGCUCAGCUUUUGACAGGGCGGUAGUGCCACUUCCAUGAGCAAGUCCCAUUCCCCUUCCACGGGUUCCUUCACCUAACCUAUGGCAGGUGUGUGUUCACCUACCGAAAAGUGCAUGGACACAGGUUCUCUCUUGCUUGCUGCUCCCUCAUAACUAAGGCUACGUUUUAGUCACGGGUAUUUUUAGUAAAAGUCAUGGACAGGUCUCUGGGAGUAAACAAAAAUUCACA
This is a messenger RNA of Trachemys scripta elegans, 1535 nucleotides long. RefSeq names its product serine hydrolase like 2 (gene SERHL2). Bases 211 to 1098 code for a protein of 295 amino acids. The record is from RefSeq and is a predicted model, not a curated record. The transcript is spliced from 13 exons. Lineage: Eukaryota; Metazoa; Chordata; Testudines; Emydidae.